AGAAAACGCUCACCAGAUCUGAGCAGGAGGGCCCGUGUAAACCAGAGACUCGUCAACGAUGCUCCGCAGCCACUCUGGCUUAAGGACCUCGGGGCCAAGCGCGCCUCCGUUUGCAGAUGCCUGCUGCAGCCCCGCGAGCGGGGCCCACUCGGCGUGGCCGCUCGCCGCCGCAUGCGGCGGCGACCUGUGGAGCAGCGAGGUGUCCCGCAGCAGCUUCGCGACACAAUUUGCUCGAGCACGUCUUCAAGCUUGUGCCCUGCACGGGCCUCCGGGGUGUCUCGGCAUGCUGAGGCAGGAGGCGUUCGACAUCUUCUGCGUGGUUCUCUCUCGCAGAGGUGCCAGGGUAACGCUCCUUGACUACGCCUACCUCCUGGAGGCCUUCGCCGGGACCGUGCCCGGAGAGGGCGCCGUCCUCCUUCCAGCAGAUCGCCGAGGUACUCCAGCUGGGCCUCUGCAAGCACGUCCUCUGCACGGCAGCGCAGCCCACGGCACUGCUCCUCUGCGAGUGCUGCCUCCAAUGGUGCGGCGUAGAUUUUAGCAGCCAGUGCAGCGACCAGAGGCUGGAGAACUACAAGUUUUAGCGCCCUGAGCCUGUCCACGGGCAGAAUCGCGAUGCGGGCGACGACCCGGGCCAAAUGUGAGGCUCUCUCCGUAGCGGACGAGGUGCAACGUUUGCGAACGCAUUUGGCGGCCCGGCUGCACGUCGCUGCGUCGAUCAGGCCAUGACGUUGCACAUGGGGUGUCGCAGAUUGCGAGCUGGUGUGCGGCCAAUGCUUUGUUUCCAGGCCCCUCGCUCCUUUCCAGAGGGCCUCACACCUCACCGACCAAGCUAGGUAGUGGUAGUGAAUGAACGCGUUCUUUGCAAUGUUUUGGUU
Messenger RNA from Prorocentrum cordatum, 875 nucleotides. The record is from the annotation of a GenBank genome assembly. Lineage: Eukaryota; Dinophyceae; Prorocentrales; Prorocentraceae.